Rangifer tarandus platyrhynchus (Svalbard reindeer) is the source of this 333-nucleotide messenger RNA. The record is from the annotation of a GenBank genome assembly. NCBI's taxonomy places the organism in Eukaryota, Metazoa, Chordata, Mammalia, Artiodactyla, Cervidae.
AUGGAUGGGCAGUGGGGUUUCCCUCAGAGACCCGGGACGAGCCCCUGGCUACUCGUGAAAGGACUCAGGCUGCUGGAGUCCAGGUACUCCCAUUCUGCCCUGGGAGUGUCAGCUUGUUCACUCACUGGUCGUGGCGUUUGGCCAAGCCCACCUCCCACGCACAACGCCAGUGCCCACUCACCACCCUCCUCUCACCCCCAGAGGGAGAUGGUGUGUGGCUUUCUAAGGGGGCUGCACACCGUACAGUACAGGGCUAGUCUCAGGGCAGAGGACUUUGGUUCACUCUCCUUGGGCUUCCCUUGGGGCUCAGCUGGUGGAGAAUCCUGCCUGUAA